Messenger RNA from Hermetia illucens (black soldier fly), 2809 nucleotides. RefSeq lists its product as uncharacterized. The record is from RefSeq and is a predicted model, not a curated record. Bases 118 to 2799 code for a protein of 893 amino acids. NCBI's taxonomy places the organism in Eukaryota, Metazoa, Arthropoda, Insecta, Diptera, Stratiomyidae. The transcript is spliced from 10 exons.
UCCAUUUAGAUUUUUCAGUACUCUUAGUCUAGAUUUGUUUCCAUCUAUCUGCAGUACGCGCUGACUGUUUUUGUGUCUUUCCUUCGAUCUGUAGAUUGUAAAAAGAUAGUAAAAGUAAUGGGUACCGGUUCUAUACUCCCUGAGUGGUUUACAAAAGAAUAUAUCGAGAAUGUGUUACAAAAUCAUUAUAAAACUGAAGAGUUGGCGGUGAAGGAGAUGUCUGCUCAGCCAGCGACGAAAAGAGGUGAUAACUAUGCCAGCAUUAUGCAUAGGGUUUCUGUAGAGUUCGUGAAAAAUGGGAAAACUGUUAAGGAUUCGUUUAUUCUGAAGGUAAUUCCUGGUGGUGUGGCUGGCGAAAUCCUAACCAAAAACAAAGUAUUCCCCCGAGAAAUGCAAGUCUACAAUGAAAUCCUCCCGCGUAUCACUGCUCUCUUAGAAGAUGUAAAUGACUUCACAAAAUUCUCUCCGGAUUGCUAUCAAACCAGCACUAGCCCAGCUAUGAUGCUCCUUUUUGAAGAUCUAAAAUCUCACGACUAUGAAAUUUUCGAUCAUGGACGUCUAUUAAAUUUGGAUCAUUCUCUUCCGAUACUAAUGAAAUUGGCAAAGUUCCAUGCAGCAUCAGCAGUAAUAUACGAGCAGCAUCCCGAAUUUAUGGAUAUGUUCAUGGAAGGACAGAUUUCGACGAAUCCAGAUAGGCAGGACUUUCUUGGUUUCUUCCCGGCGAAUAUGCACUCUUUGGCGGAGGAAGUUGCUCAAUGGCCUGGCUAUGAAAUUAUUGCUGGAAAGCUGUAUGGACUUGUGGAGACAGUUAUACCUAAGGGAAUUGAACUGUUCAAAGAUGAUGAAGAUACUUUUCGAGUCCUGAAUCAAGGUGAUCUGUGGGUUAAGAAUUGCAUGUAUAAGUAUCGGAAUUUUGAGCCAGAUGAUGUUUUAUUGUUGGAUUAUCAACUCGCCCAUUUCGGAUCACCGGCGGUCGAUCUUAACUACUUCCUUUUCGGAUCAGUAAAUGAAAAUGUUCGUAAAGUCCAUUUUAAGUUUAUGGUACGUCACUAUCACUGCGUUUUGAAAGAAACUCUUGAAAGGUUGAAAUACAAAGGUCGCAUCCCCACACUCAAAGACAUUCAUAUCGAACUUAUCAGAAAAAGUCUAAUUGCUGUUAUCGCUGCAGUGUGUCUGGCACCAAUCAUCUUUAUGGACUUAGAUAGAUGCCCAGAAUUGGAAGGACUCAUAGAUCAAACCGAUAAUGGCGUUAGUUUUCGCAGAGAGAAUAUCCAAAAUCCAAAAUAUAAAACUUAUAUUCAAAAGUUAUUGAAAGAGUUUGAAUUGUCUGGAUUUUUAGAUUAUUCGUCCGAAUCUUUGAAGAACAUUUCAAUGUCUGCACUAUCAUUGGGAUCGAGUAAUACAGCUGAUAAUGUUCCAAUCAUUGUAUUAAGGCCUGAAAUCAUAAAAGGAUACGUUAAUAUCGAACUCCAGUGCAAAGAUGAGGUCAACUUAUGUCCGAACACUUACUUGCUAGACGACAUAAGAGUAAAAAUGCCUGCCAAAGAGAAUUAUAAUAGAGACAUUAAUGCAGAGAAUGCUUCUGAGGAUGUAUCUCAUGUAAUUAAUAAGGACCUUUUCGUUGAUAUAUUAGAAAAACAAUUUGGAAAAUCUACUAUAAAGAAUUUUAACUCUGUUAAGAGUUCAGGCGUUGGUGAGAAUUUUAUGUCCUGGAUGUAUCCUGUUAGCAUUGAUAUUGAAAAGGAAGAUGGAACACUAACAACAGCUAGAUACAUUGUAAAAAUGAUGCCACCCAACGAUCCUAAUGGCGAAUUCAAAAAAAAUCUUCGAGCCUAUGCAAAGGAGGUUGAAAUGUAUAGUAAGGUCAUUCCGAAAUUUCAAGAAAUUUUCCAUGAAAGGAACGUGGAAAUCAAUUUCGCUCCUAAAUGCUGGAAAGUUGUAGAAGAAAAUGAAAUUCUGAUCAUAGAGGACUUGAAAGCCCGAAAAUUUGCUAAUAUAAAUCGAAGACAAGGAAUGGAUAUGGAACAUGCAGAAUUGGUCCUGAAAAGAAUAGCACAAUUUCACGCAGCAUCGGCUUGUAUUUAUGAAAGGGAUGGUAAAUAUUCAGACCAGUUAAUGAAUGAUAUGUAUCGUAAGAUAAAGGAAGGGGGAUUUCGAACACUUCAACCAAUCAUUUGGGACAAUAUAUGUAAUCACCUCCGACAAUGGAAUAGUUGUCAGGAGUACGUUGGGUUGAUGGAAGGUUUGAAAGAUCGAAUUGCAGACGUAUAUGUUGAAUUAUUUAAAAAAGAUCUCAGUGAAUUCAAUGUUCUUUUACACGGUGACCUUUGGGCUAACAAUAUCAUGUUUCAACACGAUGAGAAUGGCAAACCGAAUGAUGUCCUAUUCGUGGACCUUCAGAUUUCUCGCUAUGGCAGUCCUGUUCAAGAUCUGAUAUAUUUUAUAGUUUCAUCAACUGAAAUGUCAAUUAAAAUCAAGGAAUUUGAUCACUUUAUCAAAUUUUAUCAUACAGAAUUGGUGAAAAAUUUAAAACUUUUAAAAUACCCAAAAGCAAUACCGAGACUGAUCGAUUUACAUAUGGCUGUGUUAAAAAGAUGCUUUUUUGGGAUUACCACAUCUUUUGGAGUUAUGGCAAUAGCACUUCUCGAACCCAAUGAGAAUGCUGAUAUUUCCAAUUUCAUCGGGGACUCUAAAGACGGCAAAAAAUUCAAAGAGGCUCUUUAUAUGAACUCAAAACUGAUAAAGGCUUGUGAACUGACGUUACCAUUUUUCUAUAAUAAAGGUGCCUUCGAUGUUUAAUAUUAGUGGA